AUGCCCACUCCAAUGAACGACGCUGCCAGGGUUCCGACCCGGUCUGAGGAAGAACACGGCCAUGGACAAUCAAAUGACUCUGCAUGCAAAGAAGCUGCAGCUGCGCCAGCGACGACACCCACAAAUGGUAGAGGAGGCAGCAAGACCGCCUUCAUGCGACGCUCGACCAGGAAAAUGCACGAAUUCUCGCACACUGUCAUGCAGUUCCUUGACAACUGGUGGAUGGAAAUACUAAGCUGCGUCGCCAUUAUUGUAGCACUAAUGGCCAUCAUUCUCACCGCCAAUGCCUAUCGCGACCAACCGCUCCCCAAGUGGCCACAUGGCCUUUCUAUCAACACGCUGAUUUCCAUUUAUGUUGCUAUACUCAAGGCAGCAAGGGCUCUGAUUCUCGGAAAGGGCCUUAGCCAUCUCAAAUGGACCUGGUUUGGAAUGACUAGACCAUUGAAAGACCUUGGAGCCUACGAUGAUGCCUCAAAAGGUCCAUUAGGGUCAAUACAGUUAUUGUACAUUCUGUAUGGACGAGAUGUCAUCUCAUGCGUUGCAGCAUUGAUUGUUGUUGCCGCCACGGUCCUCGAUCCGGUGGCUCAACAGGUCUUCCGCUACUACAACUGCCAGAGAAGCGAUCCAGCAAACACAAACACAUCUUCCAACGCCACGAUUCCAAGGACCAACUCUCAUGGCGUGCUCAUCGAUACAAUGGGAGGGUUAUUACCUCCUGGGCUUCGGUCCGCUAUCAACGCUGGGGUCUUCGCUCCCGGUUCGAUAGUACCUUUCGAUUGCUCGUCUGGGAAUUGCACGUUUCCUGAUACAUUCCACACCAUGGGUUAUGCCAGCACCUGCAGUGACGUGAGCAACGAAGUCCACGUCUCUAAUGUCACUGUGCCGAUGAACAUCACAACGUUCAUCGACUUCAAUGGGACCCUUUUGAAUGAAACAGACCUUGAAGAUGUCACCAUUGUCCGUUGCACGCUGCCUUCCGGACUAAAUACAACUUUACGUGACAUAGACCUGUUUCAGUCUGACGGCGAGCAGACACCCAGCCGUUACAUGGUAAUGGCUUACAACUACACGACGUCAGUUAUGGAGCUCAUUGUUGGACCCAUCUACGUCGAUCUGUCUCUGGAUCGGUUUGAAGGUUGCAGCGACCCAAAUAGUUGGCGAUGCAGAGGCUACGGUGCGGCAAGAUGUGCCAUCAGGCCGGCAGUCUUCGCCAUCAAGUCCUCGGUCGAAGCAGGCCGACUUAGCGAGAACAUCACCUUUGCCACCGAUCAGUUCAAUCCGGCCGGGUGGUCGGCUAGCAGCACGGCACAGGUGUCGUGCCUCAAUGCCACGCAAAAAGCAUCACUGGGAGAACCCGGGUACGAGAUUCCCUCCGACCUCGACUGGCUUCCAUACAAUGUGUCCUAUCGAUUAGGCGAAUACGCGAGUUGGAAUAACGGUUCGUUCAUGACGGACGAGAGCAUGUCAAUCGUGCCGGCUGAUUGCAUUUACUCCUCCGAAGACCUGGCAUAUUUUGAAUUAGACGAAGGCAUGGGGUUACCAGGGUUCAACCCACCAUUUUUUACAAGUUACUUUGACGUCUCCGUGUGGCCAGUUUCGGACUUUUGGGAUGGAGAUAAUGUCGCACUGGCUUUCUACAACGACGGAAACAUCUCAUUCGACAGCGUUGACAGCAUGUUCGCCAAUAUCUCUUCCAGCGUGACCACAUACAUCCGACAGCAUGGUGACGUGAACUCAUCCGCUCCAGCCCUUGGCAAGGUAUUGACCACCGAGACGUGUAUACAUGUCCGUUGGCCGUUGCUUUCCUACCCAGCAGCACUGGCGUUCUUGACUAUCUUGUUCUUUAUGGCCAUGGUAGCUCGGACAACGCAGGCAAAAGAGGGUAUUAACCAUGAUCUCAAGGCUGAUCCUCUGGCGCUAUUGUUCCAUGGACUGGACGAAAGUUUGCUGAUGAAGGUGCAGGACCGAGGAGAGUGUGGUGAGGGAAGCAAGCUUAGUGAGCAGACGAAAGAGAUGUUGGUCUCCUUUAGGCCAACCGAUGAAGGUUGGAAGUUUGUUGGCGGGCGCACGGAAGAAGCGUGA
Exophiala viscosa is the source of this 2082-nucleotide messenger RNA. RefSeq lists its product as uncharacterized. The transcript has a single exon. Bases 1 to 2082 code for a protein of 693 amino acids. Lineage: Eukaryota; Fungi; Ascomycota; Eurotiomycetes; Chaetothyriales; Herpotrichiellaceae. The record is from RefSeq and is a predicted model, not a curated record.